Labrus bergylta (ballan wrasse) is the source of this 903-nucleotide messenger RNA. The record is from RefSeq and is a predicted model, not a curated record. Lineage: Eukaryota; Metazoa; Chordata; Actinopteri; Labriformes; Labridae.
UAAACUGUCACCUGUGCAGCCAUGAUGACGUCCAUCACGCAGAGUCAAGCCAGCAAGCUCCUGCACAACAAGUUUGUGGUGAUUCUCGGUGACUCAGUGCAGCGCACCAUAUACAAAGACCUGGUGCUGCUGCUUCAGAGGGAUCAGUACUUGACUCUGUCUCAGCUGAAAACCAAGGGGGAGAUCUCCUUCGAGCAGGACUUCCUGAUCGAGGGGGGUCGACUGGGUUUCAUGAACAAUGGCACCAACUACAAAGAGGUGCGACAGUACCGCUCAGGCCACCACCUGCUGCGGUUCUACUUCCUGACGCGAGUCUUCUCCUCGUACGUGAAGAGCAUCCUGGAGGACUUCAGACGAGGAAUGAAACCUGACGUCAUCAUCGUCAGCUCAUGUAUCUGGGACAUCUCCAGGUACGGCCCUAUGAGUCUCGGAUACUACAAAAGGAAGCUCCACCAGUUCUUCAGUCAGAUUACAAGCAUCGUUCCUCUCGACUGUCUCAUCCUGUGGAACACGGCCAUGCCACUUGGCGAGAAAAUCAAGGGAGGAUUCCUGGUGCCUGGAGUGAGCCGCCUUGGCCCCUUUCUGCGUCACAAUGUCACUGAAGCAAACUUCUUCAGCUGCAUGGCCGCGAAAGAAUACGACCUGGACGUCCUCGACCUGCACUUCCACUUCCGCCACAGCCUGCAGCACCGCAUGCCGGACGGCGUCCACUGGGACGCGCUGGCCCAUCGACACAUCAGCAGCCUGCUGCUGCAUCACAUCGCUGACGCCUGGGGAUUCGACCUACCCGAGCUGCCACAGCAAAACUCACGCAAACUCACAGCGAAGACAUGUUUUGGACGGACACACGCUCACCUGCCUGCACGCAAAGACAACGCGCCUGAGCGAGAGAAAGCGAGCUGA